Molecule: messenger RNA, 234 nt
Organism: Gongylonema pulchrum
Lineage: Eukaryota; Metazoa; Nematoda; Chromadorea; Rhabditida; Gongylonematidae
Source: the annotation of a GenBank genome assembly
AUGAUGAUGAUGAUAACGAUGAUGAUAACGAUAAUUACGAUGACGACGAUGUUGAUGAUGAUGCGAGAGAUUGCUAAAUUACAGGUGAUGGGCGAAUCGAUUCCUACGGAAGUGGUCGAUCAGUUACGUCGAUUCAACGAUGCCUUAACAGGACUGGAGGAUAGCUGUCAGGAUGAGUGCUUUUGCUCCGCCGAACAACAUUUCCAGGUUUUUAAUUUUUUGGUAUUUCGUUGA